This is a messenger RNA of Oryza brachyantha (malo sina), 1294 nucleotides long. Its product is annotated as peroxidase 1-like. Bases 1 to 1071 code for a protein of 356 amino acids. Gene Ontology annotation, cellular component: plant-type cell wall; plasmodesma. The record is from RefSeq and is a predicted model, not a curated record. Gene Ontology annotation, molecular function: peroxidase activity; heme binding. Gene Ontology annotation, biological process: hydrogen peroxide catabolic process; response to oxidative stress. NCBI's taxonomy places the organism in Eukaryota, Viridiplantae, Streptophyta, Magnoliopsida, Poales, Poaceae. The transcript is spliced from 3 exons.
AUGGCCGGCCAUGGCGUGGUGGCCCUCGCCGUGCUGGCGGCGUACUGCCUGCUGCUGCAGCUGCCGGCGGCGAGCCGGGGGCAGCAGCUCCAGGUGGGGUUCUACAACACCAGCUGCCCCAAUGCCGAGACGCUGGUCCGGCAGGCGGUGACGAACGCCUUCGCCAACGACUCCGGCAUCGCCGCCGGCCUCAUCCGCCUCCAUUUCCAUGACUGCUUCGUCAGAGGGUGUGACGCGUCGGUGCUGCUGACGUCGCCCAACAACACGGCGGAGCGCGACGCGGCGCCGAACAACCCCAGCCUCCGCGGCUUCCAGGUGAUCGACGCCGCCAAGGCCGCCGUCGAGUCGGCGUGCCCGCGCACCGUCUCCUGCGCCGACAUCGUCGCCUUCGCCGCCCGCGACAGCGUCAACCUCACCGGCAACGUCUCCUACCAGGUCCCCUCCGGCCGCCGCGACGGCAACGUCUCCAUCGACCAGGACGCCCUCAACAACCUGCCGCAGCCGACCUUCACCGCCGCGCAGCUCGUCGCCAGCUUCGCCAACAAGUCGCUCACCGCCGAGGAGAUGGUCAUCCUCUCCGGCGCGCACACCGUCGGCCGCUCUUUCUGCACCUCCUUCCUCGCCCGCAUCUGGAACAACACCACCCCCAUCGUGGACACGGGGCUGAGCACGGCGUACGCGACGCUGCUGCGGGCGCUGUGCCCGUCGAACGCGAACUCGUCGACGCCGACGACGACGGCGAUCGACCCGAGCACGCCGGCGACGCUGGACAACAACUACUACAAGCUGCUGCCGCUCAACCUGGGCCUCUUCUUCUCCGACAACCAGCUGCGGGCCAACGCGACGCUGAGCGCGUCGGCCGACAGCUUCGCGGCGAACGAGACGCUCUGGAAGCAGCGGUUCGCCGCCGCCAUGGUCAAGAUGGGCAACAUCGAGGUGCUCACCGGCAGCCAGGGGCAGGUCAGGCUCAACUGCAGCGUCGUCAACAACGGCUCCUCCUCCGGCGCCGGGACGGCGGCGUACCACUACUCCGGCUCCACCGUUUCCAUCGACGAGAUCGCGUCGAGCUGAUCGCGUCAAGAUCAAAUCAUUCUACGACGAUGUCUCAUGAAGAAAAACCUAUACCACUUGUGUAUGAGAAACUUUAUUUGUCUGCAUAUGCAUGCAUUUUGCCAAUUAUUUGACGUGUCAUUUAGUUGUAGCUUGUGACGCUUCAUGCACACUAUUAAUUGCCCCUCUUUUCUUAGCUUGUCAGCAGGAUUAAUAAUCGAAAUGGAUUAUUUGUGCCCUUUCU